ACCCUCCAGAGCCAACUAAUAUGCAUACAUAUGUGUGUGUGGCGCCCUCUCUAUCAUUCUUUCCUCCCUGACAUUCCAGUGCUGUUGAGGGAUUGAAUGCUUGGAUACAGACACAGGAGGGAACAUACAGAGAGAGAGAGAGAGAGAGAGAGGGAGAGAAAGAGGAAUUCUUUCUGGGCUGGACUUCAGUUUGGAAAAACGUUUGGAACUUUUUCCUUUUCCUAUUGCUCAGAGCACGCUUCCAUUCUUCUUUUCUUUUGUCUGUGCUGCUGAAAUCUCCACCUGGGAAUUUUGUCACUCCAGAACCUCCGGUAGCCACAGAAGCAUCCCUGGAAGUUUUUGUACUCGGCUGUGGUCUCUGGACUUCUGCUGGACUUUAAACAGAGCGGGAAUUUGUUGGUCAAGUAAGACCAAAGCAUUGUUUCAUCAACGCAAGGGCUGUGAAGGCCCUGUCACCUCCAGAAUGGCAGCGCUCCUGCAGCCCAACACCAACAGCCUGCAGGUCCCAGGCAGUGACAUAUCUGUGUCCACAUCUCCAUCCAGCUCUCCCUCUCCAUCCCGAAAUGAGUGCAGUAUUGCUCCUCUCACUCCGUCCCCCUCUCCGAGGACGGAGUUGAGGCCGCGUGUAGCUCGUCCGUUCUCUGUAGUCGUGGCUAUUGAUUUUGGAACCACUUCCAGUGGCUAUGCCUUCAGUUUCACUGAGGAUCCCGAGGCCAUCCAUAUGAUGAGGCGCUGGGAGGGUGGAGAUCCAGGAGUGGCCAAUCAGAAGAGUCCCACCUGCCUGCUGCUGACCCCUGAGCUGCGCUUCCAUAGUUUUGGCUUUGCAGCCCGAGACAGCUAUCAUGACUUAGACCCGGAGGAGGCCAGACACUGGCUCUACUUUGACAAGUUCAAGAUGAAGAUCCACAGCACCAGUGACCUCACCAUGGUGACGGAGUUAGAGUCAGUGAAUGGCCGGAGAGUCCGAGCCAUUGAGGUCUUUGCUCAUGCUUUGAGAUUCUUCCGGGAGCAUGCUUUAAAGGAGGUGAAGGAUCAGUCUUCAUCAGUGCUGGAGGGGGAUGAGGUGAGAUGGGUCAUCACUGUUCCAGCGGUGUGGAGACAACCAGCCAAGCAGUUCAUGAGAGAGGCAGCUUACCUGGCUGGUCUGGUGUCUCCAGACUCUCCCGAGCAACUGCUCAUUGCUCUUGAACCUGAAGCUGCCUCCAUUUACUGCAGGAAGCUCCGCCUCCACCAGGUUAUUGACCUCAGCCAACGACCAAUGAUGAAUGGCCUGGACCUGGACGGGUCCCGCCCCUUCGACUCCAGCUUCAGGCAAGCACGCGAGCAGCUUCGCAGAGCGAGACACAGCCGUACAUUCCUCGUAGAGAGUGGAACUGGAGAGCUGUGGUCUGAGAUGCAGACAGGUGAUAAGUACAUUGUGGCAGACUGUGGGGGAGGGACAGUGGAUCUGACUGUGCAUCAGAUUGAACAGCCACAGGGGACACUGAAGGAGCUGUACAAAGCUUCAGGAGGUCCCUAUGGUGCAGUAGGUGUAGACUUGGCUUUUGAAGCCAUGCUGUGUAAGAUAUUUGGUGCCGACUUCAUUGAAACAUUUAAAGCCAAGCGUCCGGCUGCCUGGGUGGACCUGACCAUCGCCUUCGAGGCCCGCAAGCGCACAGCUGCGCCGGGCAGGGCCAGUGCACUCAACAUCUCACUGCCCUUUUCCUUCAUUGACUUCUACAAGAGACACUGCGGUCAGAGUGUAGAGACAGCACUACGCAAGAGCAAUAUGAAUAUAGUGAAGUGGUCUUCUCAAGGCAUGCUGAGGCUCACUACAGAGGCUAUGAAUGAGCUUUUCCAGCCGACCAUCAGCAACAUCAUCAAACACAUCGAGAAGCUGAUGCAGAAAGAGGAGGUCAGGGGUGUGCGCUUCCUGUUCUUGGUAGGCGGCUUCGCGGAGUCGCCCAUGCUCCAGCGGGCGGUCCAGAAUGCACUGGGGCAGCACUGCCGCAUCAUCAUCCCGCAGGAUGUGGGUCUGACCAUCCUGAAGGGGGCGGUGCUGUUCGGGCUGGACCCCACCGUGGUGCGUGUUCGUCGCUGCCCUUUAACGUAUGGCGUCGGGGUCCUGAACCGCUUUGUGGAAGGUCGACACCCCCGAGAGAAGCUGCUCAUCAAGGACGGCCGCGAAUGGUGCACCGACAUACUGGACCGCUUCGUUUCCGUUGACCAGUCCGUGGCUCUGGGGGAGGUGGUUAGACGGAGCUACACCCCUGCGAGGGUGGGGCAAAGGAAGAUCAUUAUCAACAUCUACUGCAGCCCCAGCGACGACAUGCUGUACAUUACAGACCCAGGGGUUCGGAAGUGCGGCGCUAUAACCUUGGACCUGCCUGAGCCGGGCGCAGCGGCAGCGGGCGGCGACGGGGCCGGGGCCGGUGACGGGGCCGGCUCCGAGCGCAGGGAGAUACGGGCCACCAUGCAGUUUGGAGACACCGAAAUCAAAGUAAUGGCUGUAGAUGUGCUGACAGGGCGACAGGUGCGAGCUUCUAUCGACUUCCUGUCAAACUGACUCAAGAACAGAAAAAAAGACAGAAAAAGGACAGGGACGGUUCAAAAGACUGAUUUGGGACCGUCCAUAAAAGGUCCCCAGUUCAUCCUGACAUGAGAGCUAGCGACACAUCCUAACAGAAGUUUAGUUUACGAAGAAGUCGAUUAAAUUUUAUUUUUGUAAACCGUUAUUAUUGAUGAGAAUCAAUAAUCUAACACAUCCAAAACUGGACUGCAAGCAUUUGUUUUGCUUUUUACAACCAAGGACGUUGGAGGCGCCACCUGGUGGUCAUUUCAAUAUGGUGUAAAAUAAACUGAUGAGGGAAAUGAGCUGUUCAUUCAUCAUAAACUGGGACUAGAGGUGCAUCACACACACACACACACACACACACACACAUCACAAACCUAUUUAUAAAGUACUAAGUUUUAGAUAAAUGAUUUAGAUAACAAGAUCCUACUGUGAUAUUUGAUUUAUAAUACACUGAUUUAUUCAAGCAAACGUACAUAGAAAAUAUGCUAUGCAUUAAUGUUUUAUAUGUACCCAAUAAACAUGUAAUUAAACCCUUCUAA
Molecule: messenger RNA, 3093 nt
Organism: Pygocentrus nattereri (red-bellied piranha)
Lineage: Eukaryota; Metazoa; Chordata; Actinopteri; Characiformes; Serrasalmidae
Gene: hspa12b
Product: heat shock protein 12B
Exons: 13
Coding region: 464-2545 (693 amino acids)
Source: RefSeq, a predicted model, not a curated record